AUGAGUGUGUACCUGCUGCUCCUAUGUCUGGCUUUGCUGCAGCAGGAGGGAAGAGCCAUGUCAGACCCUCCUGGCUGCAAUAGCCCUGAGGCGGUGAGGGUGGCGGAAGAGGCCCUGGAGCAGAUCAACCAGGACCUGACAGAUGGAUACAUCCUGAGCCUCAACAGGCUGUAUGACCUCUCUCACACUCCUGAAAAGGAGAAAGGUGGGUCACUCUACAAACUGACUAUUGAUGUCAUGGAGACCAGCUGCCACAUCACCAGCAGGAGACCAUGGAAACAAUGUGAAGUCAGGGAUGUUGCUGUUGUUCCAGCGUAUGGAGAGUGUGAGGUAUCUGCCUUUGCCUUUGACUCUGAAGUCAAACUUCAAAGCUACUCCUGUGCACUUCGUAAAGUUCCCGCCACUGUAGUGUUGGAUGAGUGUCCGGACUGUCCCACAGUGGACAACCUAAACGAGCCCGUCGUCAAGGAGACCGCCAAACUCUCCCUGCAGAGGUUCAAUGAAGAGAGUCGGCUGGCCAACUACUUCACUCUGGGGAACAUUACGAGAGCCAGUUCACAGUGGGUUAAUGGUCCAUCCUACUUUGUGGAGUUCACCAUCCUGGAGACGGUGUGUUCAAAGAGCACAGAUGCCAGUGAACUGAGCCACUGCCCACCUAUGGACUGUCAGUUUGCACAUAGAGGCUUCUGUGUGGGCUCACACGUGGCACACGAUGAACAGUUUGAAAUAAGACUCCCUGUCAGAAAGAAGGACAGCUCAUUCAAGAACCGGAAGUCUGUCGAGGUGAAUUGUGAGAUCUACGAACCUCAGGCUGCCGCUGUGGAGGAGCAGGCCCAUGCGAAAGCAGACAGUGGGCAUGCUGGGCAUCAGCCCCACAACCACACACACCUGCAUCCCCACGAACACAUGCACUCAGUCACACACAGCUCAAACCGCACUGCCACGCCCAGGGGCUCCCUCGGUACUGUGGUGGAUCAGCCGGCCCCUCUCCGAUCUUCCCCAGCAGCCAGCUCCUGCCCCGGCCCGCCCACACACAAACUGGUCAUGGAAGGAGUCAAGCUCUGA
Molecule: messenger RNA, 1065 nt
Organism: Cottoperca gobio
Lineage: Eukaryota; Metazoa; Chordata; Actinopteri; Perciformes; Bovichtidae
Product: fetuin-B-like
Exons: 7
Coding region: 1-1065 (354 amino acids)
Biological process (GO): negative regulation of endopeptidase activity
Cellular component (GO): extracellular region
Molecular function (GO): cysteine-type endopeptidase inhibitor activity
Source: RefSeq, a predicted model, not a curated record